Molecule: messenger RNA, 1578 nt
Organism: Neogale vison (American mink)
Lineage: Eukaryota; Metazoa; Chordata; Mammalia; Carnivora; Mustelidae
Gene: TSR2
Product: TSR2 ribosome maturation factor
Exons: 5
Coding region: 44-616 (190 amino acids)
Biological process (GO): maturation of SSU-rRNA from tricistronic rRNA transcript (SSU-rRNA, 5.8S rRNA, LSU-rRNA)
Cellular component (GO): nucleus
Source: RefSeq, a predicted model, not a curated record
CGCAGCGAUUGGGCCUCCUGGGCAUCGCGUUGCCAGAGGACGGAUGAUGGCCGGAGCUGGGGAAGAUUCGCGGGCGCUUUUUGGGGCUGGCGUCCGCGCAGCGCUGGAAGCCUGGCCGGCCUUGCAGAUCGCUGUGGAGAAUGGCUUCGGGGGCGUGCACAGCCAAGAGAAGGCCGAGUGGCUGGGGGGUGCAGUAGAAGAGUACUUCUUCCGCAAUGCUGACUUGGAGCUAGAUGAGGUGGAGGACUUCCUCGGGGAGCUCAUGACGAACGAAUUUGAUACGGUUGUGGAGGAUGGAAGUCUGCCCCAGGUGAGCCAGCAGCUACAGACCAUGUUCUACCACUUCCAGAGGGGUGAUGGGGCUGCUCUGAAGGAGAUGGCCUCUCACAUUACCCAAAGAAAGUACAGCAUCAGAGCCACUGCAGUUACAACAGCCAGAGAAACGGAUGAAGAUGAUGCGGACAGCGUGGAGGAAAUGGAGGUUACAGCUACGAAUGAUGGGGCAGCUACAGAUGGGGUUUGCCCCCAGCCUGAAUCCUCUGGUCCAGACUCCCAGACUAUUAAAGAAGAGGAUAUAGUGGAGGAUGGCUGGACCAUUGUCCGGAGAAAGAAAUGAGUGGGGCUGGAAAUGGUUUGGGCCCUUGCUUGCUAGUUGUUUUGAGCCUUGUCUAUAGGGGUUUGGGGGAGGGUUGUGGACUCUUGGACUGGUUCCCCCAUCUCCACCCUCUUCCUGUUCCCCUGUUCAGUUUCCUCCAGGGGAAGAAGAACCCUAGGGUCCUUGCUCUCGAGGUAGUGUGACCUGGUUCACCACACUCCCUUGGGUCUUAAGUUACUGUCUGCAUGAUGGGCCUGAUAUCAUAGUACAUUGCCUCUCAGGUGUGGUUAGUAUGAAGAGGGAGGUUUGAGCAGGUGAGGGCAUGACUGGAGAAGCUAAACACUGGUUGACAGUGGCCAGGUGGAUCUGUGAAGGGAGAGGACCAGCAGGAGAACCACUAACCCUGCUGGGUCAGGAAUGUUGAGAUGAACUUGCAAACUAGAAGCAAGACGAGUUGAAUAUGUGAAUGAAAAUAGCUGUGGUACCUCUUCUUCUUUUUCCCCUGCCCAUACACACACAAAGCAGCUCUGUACCCCUGCCCAGAAAUUGGAAGCUCCCAGGAACACUCCCUUUCUGCAGCUAAGCCUCUAGCCCUGGGUUCCUUCAGGAAGUCUAAGAGUUUGGCUAGGUGGUGAGCUUGGGGGACAUGGGCUUUGUUUUCUUUCUCCCCCAGCCUCUUUCCAUAUACUUACCCAAAUCCAGGGAUGAGGCUUAAAACCUCAGUAAAUAGUACCUUAUUGUUUAAUCUCGUGCUCACUUCGGCAGCACAUAUACUAAAAUUGUUUAAUCUGUGACUUGACCCAUGAAGAGCCUUAGAAUCAGCCUUUUAGGAGCUGGGCUUCAGAGCUCAGUAAGGGAGCAGUUUUGGGGCCCACCCUAGCAGCCUGUUAUUGUGAACAAAGAGGUGGAUAAAUGGAACACAGCAGUACUCUGAAAGUUUCCAUAAGCCCGAAAUAAACUGUAUUUUUCUUUAAAAAACAAAA